CAUGACAUUUGUUUUCUUUUGCAAUGCUUUGAUUUUAGUCUAGAUUAAAUCAGUCUAGAGCAGAUCUACAUCUAGAAUAAUGUAGAUCUACACUAGUACAGAGAUAUAGAAUCUAGAUAUGUGAAAAUGAGUGAUUUAGAUCUAGUACAAAAUAAUAAAAGUCCUGCUUAAUGACAUUCAUAUGAUGAUAUUAAUCAUAAUGAAAAUACAUUCACUUCAAUUCAUAUUCAUAUAUGAUGAUAUUCACUUAAUUCACUGUCUUAGUGUCUAGAUCUAAGUCAACUAAGUGUCUUUGACCUGACUUAAGUUUUUUUUUUUGUCGACUUGUAGAUCUAUGAAUUAUUAACUGUAACUGUGAAUUAUUAGUUUUAGUCCUCUUCUUUUGUGAAGCAAAAUCUUGAAAAUGAUGUAUGAUUUAUUUGAAUUUGUGAGGCUUAUGUCUGUUACACCCAUUCAAGGUGCUAAAAGAAGUAAAGGUGUCAAUGUCAACGAACAUAUUGAGAUAAAAAAAUUUGCUUGGAAGGAAGAAGAAGAAAUUAGUUUUUUAGCACUAAUGUGUUCAAAUGAUUAUAUUAUCCUGCGGUAUGAUAUGUGUGGACAUAAAUCAGUUAUAAAACAACUACCAUGGUUACCAGACAAAUGUGUUGGUUCUAUGUUCUUUGACCCUACGUUGACAUGGCUACUUCUUGUCACUGAGACAACACAAGAAAUUUUUGUUAUUCCAGCUUUAUCUAUUGUUGAUCCAAAAGCUGCUGUGAAUCAAAUGUUUAAAACUGAUGAUGUUACUCACAUACCAUUUCACAACGCCAACGGGAAUAUUACUUAUGGUCUGUGGUGGCAGACAUUAGAAAGUAAACAAGUUGCUGUGCUUGCCACUAAUGUUGGUGAAAUUAUAUUUGUUGAUCUGUUAAGUGAAAUUACUUUGACCAAAGUUACCAUUGAUGUGACAGUCACUGAACUAUCUUUGUCCCAAGAUGAUUUACAGAUGAAUACAACUCUACUGAUUACUACCAUCACUGGAAAUCAAUGGAAGCUAUUACUUGAGACAAGAGCAACAAUGAAUAAUUUUUCACCUGAUUCUGAACUGUGUGAAUUAGGAUAUGAAACCAUUGAUAACCAUUCAGUACCACCUUCUACAUUACUAGAUCCAGCAGAAUAUAACAGUGCAAUGUUUUCACCUUCAAGAUACCAACACUUUCAACCUCCAACAUUUCUUCAGCCUCAGUUUGCUAGAGGAAGACAUUUCAUUACAGCUCAUAGCACUAGCUCUUCAACUUUGAAGGUUUUAGAUCCAGCUGAUGAGAACACUCCACAUUUUGUUUACAAAUUGCCUCCUGGAACUAGGAGAGCCAUAUUUACAGACAAACUGAUUUUUACUGUUACCAGUGCAGAAGCCAGAACUAAGAAAUUGAUGAUUUUAUCUAAUCAGAAGUCUGAGAAGUCUCUAGAUAAUAAUCAGGCUUUCAACAAAGAAGCAUUAGUUCAAGAGUUUGAUCUCAUUGAAGGAGAAAACUUACUUGGAGUUGAAAGAAAGCGCUAUCCAUUUUAUCUCCAUGAACAUCGGGAAAGUGAAUGGUCUAAACAUUUGGAAUCUGGUCAACUAAUCCAGCCAAUGAAAAACAAAGACCUUUAUUUGGAUAAGGAGGUGUUAAGACUUCCAAUAACUACACACACUGUGCUAGAUGGAUGUGUCCUUGUUACCAGUUAUGCUGUUUAUGAAGUCAGACCCUGUAUCUCUCCUGAGCGUCUCUUUCUUCACAUGGCCAUGUCACUACCAGAAACAACAUGUGCUGAAAAUCUAGCAAUCAGUAUUGGCCUAGACUUGACUAGUUUAUCUGAACUAGCAGCAGAAACAAUGCUCCAACAGUCAUGUUUUGGAAGAGCCAUGAAACUCUAUACUUUGUCCAAGAAACAUCCUAAGUGUCCAGCUACUAAAAGAACUGGAGGUCUGGCCCGUCAUGGCUGUAUUUCAGAAACUCUGGUACAUCUGCGACAAGUUUUAAGUAGCUCAACAUUUGAGCUGAACACGUGGGAAAUCAAAUUUUUGUCCAAUAUGUUGCUUCACUGUUUUGUUUAUCAACUUCAUUGUCCUAGUCAAAAUGUGAGCAGCAUACAAGCAGCACUAGGAGAUUUCUUGCUGGGAAGUUUUUCUUUUGUUGAACAAACUGCUUUAAACCUCUUGUCAGAUUAUGGAGAAAUUGAUCUUCUCAUGUGUUUAGCUAAAGCACGUGGCCUUGUUAUAGAUGCACUCACUUGUCUAGUGAAAUUUGAGACAUCUCCCAAUGUGCCUUUGUCUGCAUUAAGAGAUCUUGUCCAGCGAGGGUUUUCAGCUCAUUUAUUCCAGUCUGGUUGCCUGUUGCCAUAUCUGUCAGCUGAAGAUUUGUUUCAACUUCUUACUAUUAAACCUCACCUAGCCAUCCAGAACAUUGCUUUACUCAAGCCAAUAGUUCCAGUGUUAAAACAGAAUCAUCUGCUGCAGCUUGCAAAAAUAUUUGACCCAUCUAAAUCUGUUAUCAGGGGGAUGCUACUUCAAUUACAAUUACGCAGACGAAGGACUAACAGUCUAACUUCUGUAGCCUCAUUAACAAGUGAUACUUUGGAGAUGGAUCCCAAAGAGAUUCAACCUGAUGUCCUAGUGGAUUUUUUUCUCUUUAUUGUGCUCUAUUUGAAUCUGCUACGCCGUAAGACCAGUUCUACCAACCUAACAACACUUGAUCUAAAUUCAAUAGUCAUUAAUCCUGCAGAUGAGUUAGAAAACAUGGAAAAAGAACACAUACCUGUUGAAACUCACAAGAAACUGUCUAUUCAGCCCCAACCCAUUGCCUGUGGACCUAAACAUUGUGCUGUUAUUAGAAAUGGUGAUGUGUAUACAUGUGGCAAGUCCCAAGGUGGCAGGUUAGGUGUGGGAGAUAUACCUCAGAAUGCUUGCCCACCAGUAAGAGUUGAGAACCUACACACUUUACAACUCAAAGUAGAUGCUGUAGCUUGUGGCUGUGAACAUACACUGGCUUUGACACAACAAGGGGUGUAUGGUUGGGGAAAUUCCAAAUAUGGACAAGUAGGUGUAGGCACUAGUCAUAUAUACAAACGUCCAAUGCUGCUGGAAACCUUACAAUCAGAUACAGUUGUUGCUAUUGACUGUGGGCAGUAUCACUCUUUAGCUUUAACUGCUGACCACCAGAUUUACACAUGGGGAUGGGGAGUACAUGGGCAACUAGGUCAUGGCAACCCUGAAGACUGCUUGAUACCAAAACAUGUGACCUACUUACUGAAUCUUGCAGUUGUCCAAAUAGCUGGUGGUUAUGCUCAUUCUCUGGUACUGACUGAAAGUAUGCGAGUUGAUGAACUCUAUACAAAUGCAAUGGGUGAUGUUUGGUCAUUCGGCUGUGGUUACUUUGGUCAGCUUGGUUUAGGGAUGAACAAUAAAACAACAUAUCCUCAAAAGGUUCUUUUACCAACUGCUGUGACUGCAAUAGGAACAAAAUUUUUUCAUUGUAUUGCAGUGACUGUUACUAAUAAAAUCUAUACUUGGGGUCUACAUCCACAAAACUUACGCCAGAUAGCUUCCUCAAUAAGAAGUGCAAGGCUAGCUGGUUCUAAUGACCAGGAUCAAAAUGCUUUUAUGUUUCCCAGUCUAGUUGAUAGUACUUAUGUUCAUGGUCAAAUCACUAAGGUUUGCUGUGGAAGUUUGCAUAGUGUUUUGUUAACUGAAGAUGGAAGUGUCUAUCUGUGGGGUAGAAAUUUAGAAGGACAGUUGGGUACAGGAUCAAGACAGGAUGAGAGGAUUCCAAAGAUGGUUACCUCAAUAAAUGAUCAACAAAUAGUGGCAAUAGCUAGUGGAGGGGAGUUCACUCUUGCUUUCAGUUCUGAUGGAUGUAUUUGGGCAUGGGGCAAAAAUGACUCUGGCCAGUUAGGUUUUAUAAAAACUCGUAAAGAAAAUCCAGGUCCUAUGACUUUGUCUAAUAACUAUCGUAGAGCUUCUGGCAACUCAACAGAAGCCAAUCUCCCAGCAAUCUUUAGAGGGUUACCUCCACCUGAUGCUAGUCAUUUUCAUUGGGUGACAAUGUUGUCUACAUUAACACAACACAUUUUAUGGGAAGAUCCAUCUGAAACAGAACAUGAAACUACAUGGGAUAAUUUGCCAAGUCUAGACAAACUUGGGAAAGAUAUCUAUGACAAUGCUGUCAUUCCUGUAACCUUAAAGGUAUUGGAAAACUUCUGUGAUACUAAUCUUUGCUUACAACAUUCUGUGGAUGUGGAAGAUUGGCUGAUAGCUGGGCACAUCAGUGAAUUGAAUGCUGAUUAUGUGCAGGCAUUGCAUUAUCGUUUGAAACUUGUUUUCACUGUCAAAGAUAACAUGGAUCCUGUGGCUGUAGUUGUUUUGUGUGCCCAACUGGUUAAGCAUCACAUUAAUCUAAUUGUGGAUAAGAUCAAUUCUAAAAUCACUUUGAGUUUCAUGUUACAACAGGUUUCUUUUCAAGCACUUUAUUUUUGGCAAGAGUGUAAGUUACCCAUUUUUUAUUUAGAAGACAUUUUUAGGGAUCACAUGACAAGCUUUGCUUCUAGUCUUCUAGAUGUUAUAUUAAGGUGUUCCUAUUUCCAACUGAAGGACAUCAACUUUAGCUCACAUUUCUCAUUACAAGUUUUUAAAACCUCUUUGAAAACGUGUGUCAAAGCAAGUGAUAGCACAAGACAAAACAAAGAUCAGAUUACAGCAAUGGUAGAGCAGUAUAUUGCUGAGCAAUUGCAGUCUAGUCUACAACUUCAAGCUAGGAAUAAGUUAACAUCAAAAGAACAACUGUGGACAGGCAUUUUGAGAAACAUGAAGAAAGAAACAGGGGCCAUCACCCUCACACAUACACAACUUGAUCAUUUAGUGGACACUGGAGACCAUAGUGAAGCUUUUCAAUCCACUAGCAACUCAGUUUUAUUUACUUGUGGACAUCACUACUCGAAGAAAAGAUUCGCAACAGAUGGUGUCGGUUGGUUGGUGUCAGAAAUUAUUUCUUCUCCAGUCAGCCUUCCAUAUUCAGCUACUUUGAUAAAACAUAUUCUAAAUGAAUGCCAGAUUAAACCCAGUUCAUGUCCUAGAUGUGUUCUACAAGGUUUGCAUGUCCCAUAGCUCAAGGUUGUCUACUGACAUGGAAAUCAAUGAACACAUAAAAUGUUUCAAUUAUUUCCAGAUGUAUGUGUUAAAGGUUUAGCACUAAUAUAUAUGCAUUCAUUUUUUGGGUCAUAUUUUAUGUAAUAGAACUUCUGUAUUUAUUGUAUAUGUCAGUGUUAUGAAGGUGUCAUAACUACUAUUGGAUGUUACUGCUUUUAAAGCUCUUGCUUCCAAAGUAGGAGCUAUUGCUGAAGUCACUUCCAAAGUCACUUAUUUGUAACAUUUUUCUUGUGCACCUUCUUUUUGUUUUCUAGUUGUAGAACUUGUUCAUUCACUUCUAGUUCAAAUCAGGGGACUAUUUGUAUUAUUAUUAGGAUUAGAAAUGCUUUUAUGUUUGUUUUAUGUUCAACUUUUUUCAUUCAAUGACUUGCAGGACAAGUGACUAAUAAGGAAAUGUGUAUCUUUAACUUGUCCAAACAUUUUUUUUUUCAUUAUUCAUUUACAUUGUAAAAAUUCUAGUCACUUUAUUUUAUGAAAAGCCAUUUUAAAAUUCCCAAUUUUAUAAUCAUUAAAUUUUAAAAUUUACCAUACUUAAAUAUUUUUACAAAGGUUAUAUGAACUCACUCUGUCUGGUAAAAAGUGUGUACACCUUAUUUCUCACACACCCAAUCUUGGAUUAAGCUGAAAUUGUGCAUAAUUAUCAUAUUUUGGCGCAUAUAAUCUGCAGGUUAUAGAAGUUUUUUACAAACGAAUGGCAGUUGUGUGAGCUUUAAAUAAAUUUAUUUUACUCAUAGACCGGUGGGUCUUUAUUACCUCCUAAAGCUCACUGCGUAGUUGUGGUUCACUGUGUGGUAUGAACAUUUCAUUCUAAACCUCAAGAAAACAAAUAAUGCUGAUGACAGUACUUUAUGUACCAGUAGUUUACAACAAGUCACGCUUUGCACAUCCUAGGUUUAUAAAGGUGCAGGUUGUACAAUUUUGUUUACAUCAAGUCACACUUUGCACAUCCUAGGUUUAUAAAGGUGCAGGUUGUACAAUUUUGAUUUUACUUAUUUUUUAUUUGUGCGUGGUAUACGGGAGAGGUAUAUACACACAAAUACGGUAUCUCUUUUACCUGACAAAACAAGAAUCAAUUUUUAAAAAUUAUCCAUUAAGUUAAUUAACAGUGGAUAAUUAAUUAUUUUGUUUUACAUUGAAUAAGGGAGAGAAAUUGUACUUGACUGAUGUAGUAGUAUAAGCUGAAUUAGUCCCCUUUUACUUGUACAGAGAAAUUGGUUGCCACUUUCAAGUAUCAAACUUACAAUAGAUAACUAUAAAACCUUCUAUUAUCAUAAGCCUUUCGCUGGCACAGUGGGUUUUGUGUUGAAUGAGCUGAAUUCCAACUCAAAGCCUCAAGCCUCCUCAAGCCAACUUAUUUUUAGAUGCAUUUAACAAAUGAUCAAGGUAACAUUCACCAAGACACCCCCUUCUUUCUCCCCCCACUUAUUUUCCAACUGGUCCAGACAAGUGAUAGGAGCAUACAGUAGUGAGAAAGCUAGAAGCAUGAAAUUGCACUAAACAAAAACAAUUAGUACAAAUAUUUGCACUGAUUUAAUAGUCUAUAUCUAUUACUACUUUGCUUUUGCCUGCAUAUACCUCACAUGUGCUUAUAUUACCAAAGAUGUUUGCACUCCAUCAUGGACUUAUAGUGGCAAGACUGCAAUACAAACAACGAUUUCCUUGCAUAAGCCAGUAUGGACAGUAUAGAGGGACCUCUUAUGGUCCAACAGUUACCCUGGGCAGGGUACAUAUUCCGUAUAAAGGACAAACGUAUGCUUAAAGGCAGUCUUUUUUUGGUGAGCUGAAAAGUGGUUCACGUAACAGAGGUGCCCCACUGAAAAGCUUUAAAGACCAGCUUAUUAUUACAAAUUUAAUUAUUACUGAUACACUUAAUACUCAAUGCUUUUUUUAAUAGAGUUUGAAUAAGUUAAUUUGUCGUUGUGGCUUCUAUAUUUAGAGACAUUCUUUGUAUGUUUAUGUCAUUUAAGAAAGGACUUCAAAAUUCUAUGUAGCAUUCUGAAAUGUGAUUUAUGUAAAACAGUAAUGAAUAAUAAAGAAUAUUUAUUUGA
Biomphalaria glabrata is the source of this 7212-nucleotide messenger RNA. RefSeq lists its product as uncharacterized. The transcript has 34 exons. The record is from RefSeq and is a predicted model, not a curated record. The coding region runs from base 404 to 5122 and encodes 1572 amino acids. NCBI's taxonomy places the organism in Eukaryota, Metazoa, Mollusca, Gastropoda, Planorbidae.